AUGGAGGGGCGGGACAACGUGUCGAUAUGGGAGGAGAGGAUUUGUGACCGCAUUUCUCUGGAGCUUGACCCGAGUAAAUACGGCGACACUGACUGGCCUCGUAUCCUGGAUCUUCAAAAGCUGCGCCUCGAGAUCCUUGACCUCAAACAAGAGCUCGUGGAGGUGAUUCAAGAUCCAACAUUAUGCGCUACAUGGAGCUCUCUGGAUGAGAAGUACGGCAUCGACGCAUGUGCCGUUCCUGGAACGCUAAAGGAUCCUCGCAUCCCGAGGUCGGUUUCGGCAGGCUACUACGGUCCCCAGGGUGAGCGUCUCAUCAGGCAGACACUCAUCUCGAUGCUCCACGACGAAGACUUCGACCACUCCACUCUCACGCCGUUCCCCACAUUUGACCUAUUCCUUCGCCGCAUACUCGUACCUCACGCAGCUACUCUUCUCAUCGCAAAGAACCACUCGAUCGCAAUCACGGACGCUGUCGACUGGCUCGAAAGCAGUGUUGAUUACGGAAAAGUCGCAUUCCCGCUGUGGGGGUACGUGCAGGACAUCGACACUAUUGCACCUCCAUGCCCGCUGCCGCCGUCUUGGACCGAAAAGCCAUCUGCUCGACGCCACGAACCUAUCGUGAUUCCGGCGAAGGUCAGAGUCAAGCGUGAGAAGAUCAAUAUCACCUUAGAUGACUACGAAAUGCCAGCUUCGGAGACUCCCCCGCCGCAUAAAAAGCGAAAGGUUGCAAAAGCGAAGUCCACCAUCUCCCUCAAGACUUCAGCCGCCUCCCAGAAGGCGAAGCCAGUUGCGCCGCCGUCCGCAGCGUCAAACUCAAGCGCGCAACCAACCAAACGGGACACCAAGGGCGAGACCAGCAGCGAGCUCUCUACAAAGACUGCUGAACGGUUGAAGGCCACUACGCGCACCUUCAAAGCUAAGAAGACUGAACCGCGGUACGUCUCAAGGUUUAUCGGCACAUCCGACACUAAUCGGAACCUGAUCAGCAUCCGCCUCGGCGCAGCGGCCGUCACGUUCGUGAGUGAUGAGCUCUCAUCAGAGCUCGGCGCUCAGCUUACUCUAGUCUCCGACAAAUAUGCCCUCAGCUCGCCUUCGGCAUUCCGCUACGAGUUUCUUGCCGCUCCUCCGUCUCAUCGCUCCCAGUUCUCGUCGAUCCCCAUCUUGCUGCUUCCAGUCCUCGUUGCCCCUCAGUCUCGUUCGUGGUGCUUAUCAUUCCUCAAUAUCAAUUUCGUCGCUCUCCCUCGGUGCCGCAGCCGUGUCUUUCGAAAGGUCCGCACCAAUCUAUUACCCAUAUGA
Punctularia strigosozonata HHB-11173 SS5 is the source of this 1296-nucleotide messenger RNA. RefSeq lists its product as uncharacterized. NCBI's taxonomy places the organism in Eukaryota, Fungi, Basidiomycota, Agaricomycetes, Corticiales, Punctulariaceae. Bases 1 to 1296 code for a protein of 431 amino acids. The transcript is spliced from 10 exons. The record is from RefSeq and is a predicted model, not a curated record.